Messenger RNA from Euleptes europaea (tarantolino), 813 nucleotides. Its product is annotated as arylamine N-acetyltransferase, pineal gland isozyme NAT-3-like. The transcript has a single exon. The record is from RefSeq and is a predicted model, not a curated record. Gene Ontology annotation, molecular function: acetyltransferase activity. The coding region runs from base 1 to 813 and encodes 270 amino acids. Lineage: Eukaryota; Metazoa; Chordata; Lepidosauria; Squamata; Sphaerodactylidae.
AUGGACGUUCGCUGGUAUCUACUACGGAUCGGGUACCAGGGUCCUGCCCAGCCUUCUCUGGAGACCCUGCACCGUCUCCACCGCUGCCAUCUCCUCUCCGUGCCCUUUGAGAGCCUCAGCAUCCACUGCCAGGAGCCGAUCGCCUUGGCGUUGCCCCUUCUCUACGACAAGAUUGUCCGACGCCACCGGGGCGGCUUCUGUUUCGAGCUGAACGGGCUGUUCCUGUGGCUGCUGCAGACGCUGGGAUUUUGUGCCAAGGCCGUGGCCGGUCGUGUCCGGAACCGCUUCACGGGGCGCUACGGACCCCCUUUGGACCAUAUGGUGAUUUGGGUCCAGUUGGACGGACGCUCGUUUCUCUGCGACGUUGGUUUCGGCGAAGGCUUUCUGGACCCUCUGGAGUUGAAGCCAGACACAGAACACGUUCAAGAAGGGGGUAUAUUCUGGCUGGGGAACAAGGAGGGGGUUUGGGUUUUGGAGCGAAGGGAUGUUCCCGGUGAGCAAGGAAGACCUUUGUAUCAAUUCACCCUCCAGGAGAAGAAGCUGGAUGAUUUUACUGGCAUGUGCCUCUACCACCAGACUUCACCCAGUUCCAUCUUCGCCUGUAAGUCCUUCUGCUCCCUGCAGAAGGAAGAUGGCAGCCGCCUUACCUAUAUGGGAUGGCGUCUCAUCUCCACUGUGAAGGAGAAGCGAACAGAGACGGUCCUGCAAAGCUCUGAGAUCCUAGCCGUACUGCGCGAGAAAUUUGGGAUCAAGCUAAGGGGGAACUUCGAGCCAAAGGAUGAAGACAUCCUGCCGCCUCCUGAAGAAGACUGA